GACCCGCCCGCCAUGGCCCGCGCCCCCGGGCCCGCCACCCUGCGCGCGCCGCCCCCCUCGCCCCGGGGGCGCAGCUGAUCCCGGAAUCCGAGGCGUGGAGCCGGCGGGGCGCGGGGGUCCCUCUCCACGCCGGCUUCGGGGACACGCGUCACCCCCCACAUCUCUGCCCGGGACGACCCAGCUGCCCGGCCACGUCCAUGCCAAGGGCUCCCUGCUCCACGCUGACAUGGCUGACAGCACCUUGCCACCCUUAUCUGCAGCAGCCCCGGCCCCUGAGCCGGGAAUCACUGAGCAGCCAGGGCCCCGGAGUCCCCCUCCAUCCCCUCCAGGCCUGGAGGAGCCACUGGAUGGAACCAACCCUGAAGUCCCACACCCAGACCUGGCUCCUGUUGCCUUCUUCUGCCUGCGCCAGACCACGAGCCCCCGGAACUGGUGCAUCAAGAUGGUAUGUAACCCAUGGUUCGAGUGUGUGAGCAUGCUGGUCAUCCUGCUGAACUGUGUGACCCUGGGCAUGUACCAGCCAUGUGACGACAUGGAGUGCCUGUCAGACCGCUGCAAGAUCCUGCAGGUCUUCGAUGACUUCAUUUUUAUCUUCUUCGCCAUGGAGAUGGUGCUUAAGAUGGUGGCCCUGGGCAUUUUUGGCAAGAAGUGCUACCUCGGGGACACAUGGAACCGCCUGGAUUUCUUCAUUGUCAUGGCAGGGAUGGUCGAAUACUCUCUGGACCUUCAGAACAUCAACCUGUCAGCCAUCCGCACUGUGCGUGUCCUGAGGCCCCUCAAAGCCAUCAACCGUGUGCCCAGCAUGCGGAUCCUGGUGAACCUACUGCUCGACACACUGCCCAUGCUGGGAAAUGUGCUCCUGCUCUGUUUCUUCGUCUUCUUCAUCUUUGGCAUCAUUGGCGUGCAGCUCUGGGCAGGCUUGCUGAGGAACCGCUGUUUCCUGGAGGAGAACUUCACCAUACAAGGGGAUGUGGCCCUGCCGCCUUAUUACCAGCCGGAGGAGGACGACGAGAUGCCCUUUAUCUGCUCCCUGUCGGGCGACAAUGGCAUCAUGGGCUGCCACGAGAUCCCCCCGCUGAAGGAGCAGGGCCGAGAAUGCUGCCUGUCCAAAGAUGAUGUGUACGACUUUGGGACGGGGCGCCAAGACCUCAACGCCAGUGGCCUCUGCGUCAACUGGAACCGCUACUACAACGUCUGCCGCACGGGCAACGCCAACCCUCACAAGGGCGCCAUCAACUUCGACAACAUCGGCUAUGCCUGGAUUGUGAUCUUCCAGGUGAUCACUCUGGAAGGCUGGGUGGAGAUCAUGUACUAUGUGAUGGAUGCACAUUCUUUCUACAACUUCAUCUACUUCAUCCUGCUCAUCAUAGUGGGCUCCUUCUUCAUGAUCAACCUGUGCCUCGUUGUCAUAGCGACCCAGUUCUCGGAGACCAAGCAGCGGGAGCAUCGGCUGAUGCUGGAGCAGCGCCAGCGCUACCUGUCCUCCAGCACGGUGGCCAGUUACGCCGAGCCUGGCGACUGCUAUGAGGAGAUCUUCCAAUAUGUCUGUCACAUCCUUCGCAAGGCCAAGCGCCGUGCCUUGGGCCUCUACCAGGCCCUGCAGAACCGGCGCCAGGCCACGGGCCCGGGGACACCGGCCCCUGCUAAGCCUGGGCCUCACGCCAAGGAGCCCAGCCACUGCAAGCUGUGCCCACAACACAGUCCCCUGGACCCCACUCCCCACACUCUGGUGCAGCCCAUCUCUGCUAUUCUGGCCUCUGACCCCAGCAGCUGCCCACGCUGCCAGCAUGAGGCAGGCAGGCGGCCCUCAGGCCUGGGCAGCACGGACUCAGGCCAGGAAGGCUCGGGCUCCGGGGGCUCUGCAGAGGCUGAGGCCAACGGGGACGGACCCCAGAGCAGUGAAGAGGGGACCUCCUCCGGCUUGGGGAAGGAGGAGGAGCAGGAGGAGGGCGCAGCCCGACUGUGCGGCGACGUGUGGAGAGAGACACGAGCCAAGCUGCGAGGCAUCGUAGACAGCAAGUACUUCAACAGAGGCAUCAUGAUGGCCAUCCUGGUCAACACUGUCAGCAUGGGCAUCGAGCACCAUGAACAGCCCGAGGAGCUGACGAACAUUCUGGAGAUCUGUAAUGUUGUCUUUACCAGCAUGUUUGCCCUGGAGAUGAUCCUGAAGUUGGCUGCCUUCGGGCUCUUCGACUACCUGCGGAACCCUUACAACAUCUUUGACAGCAUCAUUGUCAUUAUCAGCAUCUGGGAAAUCGUGGGGCAGGCGGACGGAGGCCUGUCGGUGCUGCGCACCUUCCGGCUGCUGCGGGUGCUGAAGCUGGUGCGCUUCAUGCCGGCGCUGCGGCGCCAGCUCGUGGUGCUCAUGAAGACCAUGGACAACGUGGCCACCUUCUGCAUGCUGCUCAUGCUCUUCAUCUUCAUCUUCAGCAUCCUUGGGAUGCAUAUCUUCGGCUGCAAAUUCAGCCUCCGCACGGACACUGGAGACACAGUCCCCGACAGGAAGAACUUUGACUCCUUACUGUGGGCCAUUGUCACAGUGUUCCAGAUCCUCACUCAGGAGGACUGGAAUGUCGUCCUCUACAAUGGCAUGGCCUCCACCACUCCAUGGGCCUCCCUCUACUUCGUUGCCCUCAUGACCUUCGGCAAUUAUGUACUCUUCAAUCUCCUGGUGGCCAUCCUGGUCGAGGGCUUCCAGGCUGAGGGUGAUGCUAAUCGCUCCUACUCUGAUGAGGACCAGAGUUCAUCCAACAUGGAGGAGUUUGACAAGCUCCCAGAAGUCCUGGACAACAGUGGGGAUCUCAAGCUCUGCCCAAUACCCAUGACACCCAAUGGACACCUGGACCCUAGUCUCCCCCUGGGUGGGCAUCUGGGUCCUGCUGGUGCCAUGGGCACUGCCCCCCGCCUCUCACUGCAGCCGGACCCGGUACUGAUGGCCCUAGACUCCCGCAAAAGCAGCGUCAUGUCGCUGGGCAGGAUGAGCUAUGACCAGCGUUCCUUGUCCAGCUCCCGGAGCUCCUACUAUGGACCCUGGGGCCGCAGCGGGACCUGGGCCAGCCGUCGCUCCAGCUGGAACAGCCUGAAGCACAAGCCACCAUCAGCUGAGCACGAGUCCCUGCUCUCGGGGGAGCGUGGUGGCAGCUGUGUCAGGGCCUGUGAAGGUGCCCUGGAGGAGGCGCCGCCCCGCCCCGCACCCCUGCAUGCCCCACAUGCCCACCACGUGCACCAUGGACCCCACCUUGCGCACCGUCACCGCCACCACCGCCGGACGCUGUCCCUCGAUACCAAGGACUCGGUGGACCUGGCAGAGCUAGUGCCCGUGGUGGGCGCCCACUCACGGGCUGUUUGGAGGGCAGGGGGCCAGGCUCCGGGGCAUGAGGAUUGUAAUGGUAGAAUGCCCAACAUUGCCAAAGAUGUCUUCACCAAGAUGGAUGACCGCCGUGACCGUGGGGAGGACGAGGAGGAGAUCGACUAUACCCUGUGUUUCCGCGUUCGCAAGAUGAUUGAUGUCUACAAGCCUGACUGGUGCGAGGUCCGUGAGGACUGGUCGGUCUACCUCUUCUCUCCUGAGAACAAGUUCCGGAUCCUAUGUCAGACUGUCAUUGCUCACAAGCUCUUCGACUACGUGGUCUUGGCCUUCAUCUUCCUCAACUGCAUCACCAUCGCUCUGGAGAGGCCCCAGAUUGAAGCUGGUAGCACUGAGCGCAUCUUCCUCACGGUGUCUAACUACAUCUUCACAGCCAUCUUCGUGGGCGAGAUGACACUGAAGGUGGUUUCUCUGGGCCUGUACUUCGGUGAGCAGGCAUACUUACGCAGCAGCUGGAACGUACUGGAUGGCUUCCUAGUCUUUGUGUCCAUCAUCGAUAUUGUGGUAUCUGUGGCCUCCGCGGGGGGAGCCAAGAUUCUGGGGGUCCUCCGGGUUCUGCGGCUCCUACGCACCUUACGUCCUUUGAGGGUCAUUAGCCGGGCCCCUGGCUUGAAGCUGGUGGUAGAGACACUCAUCUCUUCCCUUAAACCCAUCGGCAACAUCGUGCUCAUCUGCUGCGCCUUCUUUAUCAUCUUCGGCAUCCUGGGGGUGCAGCUUUUCAAGGGAAAGUUCUAUCAUUGCCUGGGAGUGGACACCCGAAACAUCACCAACAGAUCUGACUGUGUGGCAGCCAACUAUCGCUGGGUACAUCACAAAUACAACUUUGACAACCUGGGCCAGGCACUGAUGUCCCUCUUUGUCUUGGCCUCCAAGGAUGGCUGGGUGAACAUCAUGUAUAAUGGAUUGGAUGCUGUUGCUGUGGACCAGCAGCCUGUGACCAACCACAACCCCUGGAUGCUGCUGUACUUCAUCUCCUUCCUACUCAUCGUCAGCUUCUUCGUGCUCAACAUGUUCGUGGGUGUGGUUGUGGAGAACUUCCACAAGUGCCGGCAGCACCAGGAGGCUGAGGAGGCCCGGAGGCGCGAGGAGAAGCGGUUACGGCGCCUGGAAAAGAAGCGCCGUAAGGCUCAGAGGCUGCCCUACUAUGCCACCUACUGCCCUACGAGGCUGCUCAUCCACUCCAUGUGCACCAGCCACUACCUGGACAUCUUCAUCACCUUCAUCAUCUGCCUCAACGUGGUCACCAUGUCCCUGGAACACUACAACCAACCUACAUCCCUAGAGACAGCCCUCAAGUACUGCAACUACAUGUUUACCACUGUCUUUGUGCUGGAGGCUGUGCUGAAGCUGGUGGCAUUUGGCCUGAGGCGUUUCUUCAAGGACCGAUGGAAUCAGCUGGACUUGGCCAUUGUGCUGCUGUCUGUCAUGGGCAUUACCCUGGAGGAGAUUGAGAUCAACGCAGCCCUGCCCAUCAAUCCUACCAUCAUCCGUAUCAUGCGUGUUCUGCGUAUCGCCCGGGUGUUGAAGCUGUUGAAGAUGGCCACAGGAAUGCGGGCUCUGCUGGACACCGUGGUACAGGCUCUGCCCCAGGUGGGCAACCUGGGUCUCCUCUUCAUGCUGCUCUUCUUCAUCUACGCUGCUCUGGGAGUGGAGCUCUUUGGAAAGCUGGUCUGCAAUGAUGAGAACCCGUGUGAGGGCAUGAGCCGGCAUGCUACCUUCGAGAACUUCGGCAUGGCCUUCCUCACGCUCUUCCAGGUCUCCACAGGCGAUAACUGGAAUGGAAUCAUGAAGGACACGCUGCGAGACUGCACCCACGACGAGCGCAGCUGCCUAAGCAGCCUUCAGUUCGUGUCGCCCCUGUACUUCGUGAGCUUCGUGCUCACGGCUCAGUUCGUGCUCAUCAACGUGGUGGUGGCCGUGCUCAUGAAACAUCUGGAUGACAGUAACAAGGAGGCCCAGGAGGACGCGGAGAUGGAUGCCGAGAUCGAGCUGGAGAUGGCCCAUGGCCUGGGCCCCGGGCCUGGCCCCGGCCCCGGCCCCUGCCCCUGCCCCUGUCCUGGCCCGAGGCUGCCCACUAGUUCACCAGGAGCCCCCAGCCGUGGAUCAGGAGGGGCAGGUGCUGGGGGUGACAAUGACAGCCACCUGUGCCGGCACUGCUGCUCUCCAGCCCAGGAGACCCUGUGGCUGGACAGCGUCUCUUUAAUCAUCAAGGACUCCUUGGAGGGGGAGCUGACCAUCAUUGACAACCUGUCCGGCUCCAUCUUCCACCACUACUCUUCACCUGCUGGCUGUGACAAGUGUCACCAUGACAAGCAAGAGGUGCAGCUGGCUGAGACAGAGGCCUUCUCCCUGAACUCAGACAGGUCCUCGUCCAUCCUGCUGGGGGAUGACCUGAGUCUUGAGGACCCCACAGCCUGCCCACAGGGCCCCAAGGAGAGUAAGAGUGAGCUGGAGCCUCCGGAACCCUUGCAGGCAGGAGACCUGGACGAAUGCUUUUUCUCCUUUGCCAAUGCGCCGGUGUCUGCAGGCCCAGAGAACCUGCUGUGUGAGAUGGAGGCCAUCCCGUUCAAUCCCGUCCAGUCCUGGCUCAAACACGAGAGCAGCCAAGCACCGCCGAGCCCUUUCUCCCCAGAUGCCUCCAGCCCUCUCCUGCAGAUGCCUGCUGAGUUCUUCCACCCUGCUGUGUCUGCCAGCCAGAAGGGACAGGAACCGGGCAUGAGUGCGGGGACCCUGCCCAAGAUCGCCCUUCAGGGCUCCUGGGCAUCCCUGAGGUCACCAAGUGUCAACUGCACCCUCUUGCGUCAGGCUACUGUGAGCGACACAUCACUGGAUGCCAGCCCUAGCAGCUCAGCGGGCAGCCUGCAGACCACAUUGGAGGACAGUCUGACACUGAGCGACAGUCCCCGGCGUGCCCUGGGACCACCAGUCCAGUUGUCAGGGCCACGUGCCGGCCUGUCACCCGCCACCCGGCGCCGCCUCAGCCUGCGGGGCCGCGGCCUGUUUAGUCUGCGUGGACUGCGGGCCCAUCAGCGCAGCCACAGCAGCGGCGGCUCCACCAGCCCGGGUUGCACCCACCACGACUCCAUGGACCCCUCUGAUGAGGAGGGCCGCGGGGGUGCAGGUGGCGGGGGUGCAGGCAGUGAGCACUCCGAGACCCUCAGCAGCUUGUCGCUCACGUCUCUCUUCUGCCCACCACCCACGCUGCCACCCCCGGGCCUCACCCCCUCCAGGAAGUUCAGCAGUACCAGCAGCCUGGCAUCUGGACCUGGCCGUCCUGGAGCCACUGUCUCCGCCCGCGGCCUGGCCAGGAGCCCCUCCUGGGCUGCAGACCGCAGCAAGGACCCACCAGGCCAGGUCCAGCUGGCCUCAGGCUUGGGCUCCUCAGCACCUGAACCGCAGCCGCCUCCUGGGGAGCUGGAGUCAACUGAUGCUGCCAGGAAGAGGAAGAGAUGAGGGGCCCACAGGGGCUGCGGGGGGACCUGCCACCCGCUGUCCGCCCGCUUGCCCCGUCUUGCCUUCUUUUACCUCAGGAGCCAGGGAGCAGACAGCAAUACUUUGCCCACACCUGGGAGUGACAUAGGGGCCAGCCAGCACCAGGCCACUGGGCAGACGACUGAGGAGGGUCUGGGUUAGCUGAGGCUCAGAUGCGGCCCCAUCCGUGGCCCUUCCAGUGCAUAUGCAGAUAUAUACAUAUAUACAUAUAUAUAGAGAGAGACAGACAUAUAUUUAUUUAUUUUUUUUACUGAGAGCUUAUGAAUUCCAGAAAGUGCUAAAGUUGAAGGUACAGGCCAGGGCCCAGACAGGGGUCUCGUCUGUUGGUUAGGAUACAGGCUUGCACAGCGCAGACGCUCCCGUUGGGGCAUCGGUGGCUGUAGUUUCGGGUAUCUCCCACAGUUGAGAGCAGCUUGGGAGAAAGUUCAGGGCCCAGGAGACAGAAGAGAAGCAAUUCAGGGUGCACUUUUUUUCCCUUUUAAAGAAGAGACGCUGCUAAGAUCCCCAAUCUCUACCCACAUGUCGGGGGUAUCAGUCUUGUCCCUCUGACUAUCGUGUUGUGAAGUCUUUUGUAGACGCUCUGACACACAGACUUUCUUAGUUAACCAGCUAGAUGUUCUCUUUAGAAAAACCAGGGGGGGUUGUUUAGUCAUUUCUUAGAGCAGGGUUGGGGGAUAGGACAGUUCUGAGGCUGGGCAGGGGGCUCAGUGUGCAGGUCAAGUUUUGACUUCUGUGAGCACUUUGGGGGACAGUUCAACUCCCCAGGAAGGCAGCAAACAGGAAUAAUUCUUGCAACCCACCCUGAGCAACCUUACCCCUGACCCAGGGGUAUUUGGGGUAACAGCAAAUCUAAAGGGGGCUCUGCGUACCUGCCUAAAGCCUGACUCCAGCCUUUCCCCAUCCAGGACCCCCAGCCAGUUACCUGGACAUUCACAUCCUCCAACUCCUGCUUACUCCUGAGUAUGUCUUGCUGUUUCAAGCUGCAAGUCGGGUCUCACGAUGGUAGUGCUUCCCGGUCUCACAAUGAGUUCAGGAUGGGUGUUUUUUUUAUUGGAAUGGUUAACCAUUUAUUUAAAAAAAAAAUACCUUGCAUCGAGCCUGUGACUUUCACAGGCUCAGCUCUAAAGUGGAUGGGUUUAAAAUUAGCUUGAAGAAGAGUGGGGCGUGCUGCUGGUGGUGGCCUGCUGAUAAGGGCAGUGAUGUGGAUGCUCACCCAGAUCACCAAGCGUUGCCCUGGGUCCUGCUAAAAGCAGGUGUGUAUCUUGUCCCUGCUCCCAAAUCCUGAUUUCACAGAAGUGGGCUUCUAGCCAGGCUAGUGUUGGUAGGCUCUGAGGUACUCCCUUCUGGCACAGGGACCCUGGGGUCAGGACACUGUGAGGGAGCGAGGAGGAAAGAAAUGUUGAGGGGUGCUGCCUGCAAAGCCCUUCUUAGGGGUGAGGAGUGGGAAAGUGGUUGUUAAACCCGCUUUACACAUGGUAAACUGAGGCUCUGAGUAAGUGAAACAGCCAUGCAGCCCUGGCUGCAAAAGGCCUGGGUUACCUGUGAAGGGCACUAGCCUGAACAUCUGGACUGUGCACACACAAUCAUGGUUGAAGGGAGGGUGACUCCAAGGGCCCAGGAAAGAGUUGGCUGUUGUGUAGAGAGGGUUGGCCUAUGGCCCAUGGUCUUCAGGCUUUAUAGUUGUGUUAUCUGAUAGCAUCUAGCACCCUCUGCUCUCUGGGUUCAGUGUUAGUCAUCUAGCUAAAUCUUCAGGGUGCCGUGUGUGUGUGUGUGUGUGUGUGUGUGUGUGUGUGUGUGUGUGUGUGUGUGUGUGUAUGCUGCUCUUCACAGUCAGCUUUCUCUCUUUCAUGGUUCUGAGGCUGGGCAGAGAUGUUCAGGCAUCUGUACCUUUACGGUGGGCUGUGUGACCCCAGAGCAAGCAGACAUGUUGAAGGGUGUUUUAGGGAAAUGAGCAAGGUUUAAUAAGCAAGGGCUGUAGCUGGGUACAACCGGGCAUCUAGAGAGAAUGAUUAGCUGAGCCCAGAAGCACACAAACGACCUGGGGUGGAUUUCCCUAGGACCAAUCCCAGGUAUUUGGUCUUUUGCCUGUGAAUGGGGAAUUAGGGACCAGGAAAGUUGUGAGCGGCUGGUAAGAUGAGUUGUAAUGGGCAAGGAUUGGUUGGGCGACCCUUCUUUAACACUGUGGCUUGGGGCUGUGGCCUCAGGUCAAGCCUGUCCAUCACCAAAGCACAAACUCCCCCAAUCCACAUGGGCCUGGGUGUGAGGAGAACGGGAACCCAGGUACCAAUGCCCUAAAGCUGUUAAUUUACCAGGUGGUUUGGUGUGGAGCCUGGAGGGCAUGGCAACAUCUUUAGGGAAGGGUCUGAAGCCAGAUAGAGUCUGCUCUGCCCUUCUUGUUGUCUCCUGCUCUGGUCCAGGCAGUCCCUCUGAGGAGGAUGAACCGUGAGCAGAACUCACCCAUCUGCUUGUCCCCAAUAUUUCUCCUAGAGUUCCGAGCUCCCCGGCUCACCUCCAGCCCCUUUUGCCAGUCUGUGUAAGGGCUUGGGGUCUUAGAAGCUGCUGUUUAACCCAGACACACACACACACACACACACACACACACACACACACACACACACACACACACACACACACACUUUUCUUUUUCUUUUCGUCAUUGUGCAAUAAUCAGUGUCCCGGGCAGAGCUGGAGCCUGGGAGGAGGCAGAGGCCACCUUGUCCAGAAAGCCCCCAGCCCAGCUCUGCUGCUGUGACUCUAACUUCUGGUCACUGUACAGUUUCUACAGUGUGAAUGAACUUCCCUCUUAGUUGCUGAAGGCGCUGGUCCCUGCUGGCCCAGAUGGCCCGGGAAUAGAGAAACCAAGCCCUACCGCCAGCCAGCGUUGUUUUGAAUAAAACCCCAGAAACUUA
Messenger RNA from Peromyscus californicus insignis, 9768 nucleotides. RefSeq names its product calcium voltage-gated channel subunit alpha1 I (gene Cacna1i). The record is from RefSeq and is a predicted model, not a curated record. Gene Ontology annotation, molecular function: voltage-gated sodium channel activity; low voltage-gated calcium channel activity. Gene Ontology annotation, cellular component: voltage-gated sodium channel complex; voltage-gated calcium channel complex; plasma membrane. NCBI's taxonomy places the organism in Eukaryota, Metazoa, Chordata, Mammalia, Rodentia, Cricetidae. Gene Ontology annotation, biological process: sodium ion transmembrane transport; calcium ion transmembrane transport; calcium ion import.